Molecule: messenger RNA, 5286 nt
Organism: Thamnophis sirtalis
Lineage: Eukaryota; Metazoa; Chordata; Lepidosauria; Squamata; Natricidae
Source: RefSeq, a predicted model, not a curated record
CACGGUGGAGUCUUGGCUUCUGCCGGGAUUCCGGGCGGCAGUGGCUGUAUCUGCUGAGGGUAAUUAGCAGGAGAGACAGAGCUAAAAAAUGAGCUCAGCAAAGAGAAGAGGAGGACCCAAAAGUAGAGGAGGAAAAGGAGGAGGCACUGGCAGCAAACAUCAAGGCAGUGGCAGCAAACAUCAAGGCAGUGGCAGCAAAAAAGGAUUGGAUGAAAUGUGGGAGGAUGAUUUCUACGUUUUCGGUAAAACAAAAGGCAGUGGCCACAAAAAAGAAUUGGAUGAAAUGAGUGAGGAUGAUUUCUGCGUUUUCGGUGAAACAGAAGAUGCAUGCAGAUCAGGUUCUGGUAACAGAGGAAAUGGACAAACGAAGCCUGCAUCCAAGAUCAAAACACAUCAGCAGACUCUUCAUAUGACUUCAGAAAAUCAGAAAAGAGUAAAAAAACUUCUUUGUGAACUCCAGGAGCAGGAACUGGCUUCUAGUUCGAAGACAGAAAUGUCAGGCAUAGAUGAUUACAGUGAGUCAGAUGAUGAGCAGUCCUGGUCAGAUGACGAUGCAUUCUCUAAAACCGAUUCAAAAGCUGCUUCUCAAGCAAUAGUGAACCAUGUGCUAGAGACGGAAGUAUCAUCUUUUGCUGUGCAUAAGCUUUCCAGGUAUGGAUUUGAUUCUGAGCAUUGUCAAGCAGUACUGAAAACUUACAAUGGUAACAUUGGAGCAUCUUUGGAACAUUUACUUUUGCAGUGCUUUACAGAAAAGUUUGGAAAGGAAAUGCAGCACACAGAAGCUUCUGUUCCAGCAAAUAUUAAAGAUUGUUUUGAACAAAGGCAAGAAGAAGCUUUAGCCCUCCGUUCAAUCUGCGGAGACAAAUUUGUUGAACGAAUUCGAAAUCGAGUUUGGAUUAUUACAUUAGAGUUGGCAUAUCUAACAAAUAUUCUCAGCAAGACAAAACAAGGAAAUAGCAUCACCAGUAACACAGUUAAUACAAAUUCCCAGAGUAUCUGUAAAUAUUACCUUCGAGGAGAUUGCAAAUUUGGAUUAAGAUGCAAAUUCAAGCAUGAAACUUCACCCAAUGAGAAAUCACUUCCCCCCAUUCGAGAGGAUGCACAUCUUAAACUUAGUGCUCCUGUGUACGAACUUGAAGUAAGAUUUCCAGAAGAUAAUAAAUACCCUUAUCAACCACCUCUUGUGGCCUUCUAUUCUACUAAUGAGAACCUGCCCCUAUCUUGUCGAUUGCACUUAGCAGAAUUCCUUUAUGAAAAGGCCUUAAUUUCAUCUGAGUCUAAUGAACCUGUAGUAUAUGAUUUUGUAACAUGCUUAAGAGAUGAAGCUCAAGUCCUGAAAUUGCUCAAUAAGACACCCCACAAAUACAGUGUUCCCUCACUGCCUCCAAAACAAACGUUUCUAAGUAGCUCUAAUAAUCCAUAUCAGACUUCUCAAGCAUCAACAGAAGUGGAAGCUGAGGAACAUGAGAAUGACCAAGGGGGCCUACAAACAGUUCAUAUAGAGAAAGAGAGUUACGUGAAUUUCAAAAAGAAACUUUUAUUGAAAAGCAGCACUCCAUCACAAUCUAUUACCAAAGAAAAUCUUAACAUUUGCAAACAAUUCCACAUAAAAAAGUCUUCUAGGCAGUACCAAACCAUGUUACAAGAACGCCAAAAACUCCCAGCAUGGGAAAAGAAAAAAGAUAUUCUCAGAUUGCUGAGCAAAUAUCAGGUCCUUGUUGUAAGUGGUAUGACUGGAUGUGGAAAAACCACUCAGGUACCUCAGUUUAUUUUGGAUUCCUCCCUUGAAGGCCCUUCUAAUAAAGUAGCCAACAUCAUUUGCACCCAACCUCGUAGGAUUGCUGCCAUUUCUGUUGCUGAACGUGUAGCCAAGGAACGAACAGAAAGAGUUGGAAUUACUGUUGGAUACCAAAUCCGGCUAGAAAGUGUCUGGUCGUCUUCUACACGGCUAUUGUACUGUACUACUGGAGUGCUUCUGAGAAGACUAGAAGGAGAUAAAAAUUUACAAGGAAUAACUCACAUUAUUAUUGAUGAAAUACAUGAGAGAACAGAAGAAAGUGACUUCUUGUUAUUGAUUAUGAAGGGCUUAUUGUUACAAAGACCAGAGCUGCGUGUUGUACUAAUGAGUGCUACUCUGAAUACAGACAUCUUUUCUCAGUAUUUUAAUUCCUGCCCUAUUAUCAAAAUACCAGGAAGCACGUUCCCUGUAGAACAGUUUUUUUUAGAAGAUGCAAUCGCAAUGACUGGGUAUGUUUUGGAGCAUGGCAGUCCAUAUAUGCGCAGAGUAAAACCAACUGCACACAAGACAGGAAGGCACGAACGGACUGCUGCAGAAGAAGUGGAGGAGACACUGAAGCCCACUGGAUUGGUGAAAAUUACAGUGCAGGAUUCAGUCCCAGAUCAAACACUGACUUUCCAACAACUUCUGAUACGUUACAAAGGUGUUAGCAAACAAGUAUUACAAACUAUGGCAAACAUGGAUUUAAACAAAAUAAAUCUUGAAUUAAUUGAAGCCUUAUUAGAAUGGAUUGUCAGUGGCAAACAUUUAUAUCCACCAGGUGCAGUACUGAUAUUUUUGCCAGGUUUAGCAGAAAUCCAAGCAUUAUAUAAUCGGUUGCAGUGUAACGCCAUGUUCAACAACCGGCACAGCAAACGCUGUGUUGUGUAUCGUCUCCAUUCAACUCUUCCCAGUGAAGAUCAGCAGUAUGUAUUCUUCCAGCCUCCUCUUGGCACCACCAAGAUCAUCAUAUCUACAAACAUUGCAGAAACUUCCAUAACCAUCAAUGAUGUGGUCUAUGUGAUUGAUUCAGGAAAAAUGAAAGAAAAAGGGUAUGAUCCAAGCAAGGGCAUGGAAAGCCUGGAGGAUUUAUACGUGUCCAAAGCCAAUGCCUUGCAAAGAAAAGGACGAGCAGGUCGUGUAGCUUCUGGGGUUUGCUUUCAUCUUUUCAGUAGUCAUCAUUAUAAUCAUCUUCUUUUAAAGUACCACUUGCCCGAGAUACAGCGAGUGCCUUUGGAACAGCUUUGUCUCAGAAUAAAGAUUUUGGAAAUGUUUUCCACACAUAAACUUCAUUCAGUGUUAUCACAACUUAUUGAGCCACCAACAGCUGAAUCUAUAAAUGCAUCAAAGACGCGGUUGCAGGAUAUAGGAGCCUUAACAUCAGAGGAAAAGCUUACUCCCUUGGGGCAUCAUUUGGCCUCCUUGCCUGUUGAUGUGAGAAUUGGGAAAUUAAUGCUUCUUGGCACCAUCUUUCGCUGUCUGGAUCCUGCACUAACAAUAGCAGCAAGCAGAGCUCACAAAUCACCUUUUAUUUCUCCAUGGGACAAAAGAGAGGAAGCAUUCAAAAAAAAGCUUGAGUUUUCCAUAGAAAACAGUGAUUAUCUGGCUGUCAUCCAAGCAUAUAAGGGAUGGCGCCAGUCUUCAAAAGAGUGCUUUCAAGCAGGUUCCACAUUUUGCAGACAAAACUUUUUAUCAGAAAAUGUUCUUCAGAGCCAGAGACAUAGAACAGAGGUUUUCUCAUAGAGGGGAUGGUGUUCUUGAAGCUACAGGAGAAGAGGCAAAUGCAAAUGCAGAGAAUGUCAAACUGAUAUCAGCCAUAUUAUGUGCCGCUAUGUAUCCAAAUGUGGUUCAGAUAAAAGUACCCGAAAAGAAGUAUCCAAUUAUUAAAGGAGCUGCUAAAAAUAAUCCAAAACCUGAAGCACUGAUGUUUGCUACAAAAAACCACGGUUAUGUUCACAUUCAUCCAUCCUCUGUAAAUUAUCAGAUAAAGAAGUUUAAUAGCCCCUACUUGGUAUACCAUGAAAUGUUAAAAACCAGCCGGGUUUUUAUUCGAGAGUGCAGCAUGGUGUCAGUAUAUCCACUGAUCUUGCUCGGGGGAGGCCGUGUGAACAUGCACCUCCAGAAUGGGAAAUAUGUUGUUUCCUUGGAUGAUGGGUGGAUUAACUUUGUUGCAGCAUCACGUCAGGUAGCAGAACUAGUGAAAGAACUUCGCAGUGAACUUGACCAGUUACUUCAGGAAAAAAUUAAAAACCCCAGCAUGGAUCUGUGCACUUGCCCUCGAGGAUCUCGGAUUAUCAGCCUGAUUGUAAAACUUGUGACCACACAAUAGCAUUAGCUACUGUGGAUGGCUUUCUUCUAAUGUUAAUGACAGAAUAAUGAAAUGUGACACUGGCUGCUGUAUAGCUAUUUGGAAACCUAAAUAUCCAAUUUAAAAGCGGUUUUUUUAAAAGUAGCUCAAAAUAAACAAUUUUAUAAACAUGAUAGAAAUUUACACAAUAAUAAGGAGCUUGCAUACUUAAAAUAAAACUUUUUUGCAAAGCAAGGAAGUGAUAAGCAUUCAGAAAAUAAUUCAUGAACAGAUCACAUAUACAUUUAAUGUUGAAUAAUUCACCACUCCCUUUUUGUGUCUAAUAAAGCAUUAACUCUGGCAGGAUAUUAAUUUAUCCUUCCCUUUCCCAAAAUGGCAGUACAUGAAACAUAUCAGUCAUGGUUUCUACAUGAUUGCUGUGUCCAGAAAUGAAUCCUGUCCAGUAAAUUUACAUCUGUUUUCAUUUUGUCAAAUAAUGUGUUGGCUGCUAGAAUUCAAAUAUGGUGAUACAAAUUAUGGAAUAAUUGUAACAUAAAAUUGCCCUAAGAUCUCAUUUCUUAUUCUCAAAUAAUGCAGCAUUGAGCCUGAUGAUAUAGGUUAUACAUUAUAUAAAUAUUGUAAUAAAUAAAGGAAUUCUCAAAACAAAUAGCUGUCGUUCUUUCUUUUUAGGAAAACUAUAUUGUUUGAAACUGCUCAAAGCAUUGUGGUUUGAUUUGUGGAUAUAGUGAGAGGGAGGGAAGUUUUGCACAAAUGAUGAUGAAAGGAUACAUUUUACACCUCUAUUGGAAAAUGGCUACUUCCUGAAUUUUUGAGCAUGAUUCUAUCCAGGACAGAAAAUGAAUGAGAAAUUUAAGUAUAACAAAACUUAUUUUAUGAUUAACCGAUUGACUUACGGAUUUCAUCUGGAACCUCAUUAUUAACAAAGCCCAAAGUUUUUGCAAACUUCUAUAAGGAAAUUUUUAUGAAUUUCAGUCAAACAACAUUUUGGAAAUACGUCAAUAAAGUUCCUAAUGAAUUUCUUAAGAGUUUAAACAGAAUAAUAUUUAGCACACUUAUUAAUACUGAAUGUAUAUUUUUAAACAGUGUUUCACCUCAAUUACUUAUUCCUGGAAAAUGUAGUGACCAAUAAGUUUCAUGAAUACUGAAGUCAACGAUCAAGAACUUUGUAGAUAGUGUGCAUUGGGUCUUUAGGUACACAAUC